Molecule: messenger RNA, 3311 nt
Organism: Rhinopithecus roxellana (golden snub-nosed monkey)
Lineage: Eukaryota; Metazoa; Chordata; Mammalia; Primates; Cercopithecidae
Gene: VPS41
Product: VPS41 subunit of HOPS complex
Exons: 29
Coding region: 53-2617 (854 amino acids)
Biological process (GO): protein targeting to vacuole; cellular response to starvation; macroautophagy
Cellular component (GO): late endosome; HOPS complex
Molecular function (GO): protein binding
Source: RefSeq, a predicted model, not a curated record
AGGGUCUGGUUUCCUCAUUUCCGGGUCUGUCAUGUGAUUCUCCGGUCGCGCCAUGGCGGAAGCAGAGGAGCAGGAAACCGGGUCCCUUGAAGAAUCUACAGAUGAGUCUGAGGAAGAAGAGAGCGAAGAGGAACCCAAGCUGAAGUAUGAAAGGCUUUCCAAUGGAGUAACCGAAAUUCUUCAGAAGGAUGCAGCUAGCUGCAUGACAGUCCAUGACAAGUUUUUGGCAUUGGGCACACAUUAUGGCAAAGUUUAUUUACUUGAUGUCCAGGGGAACAUCACUCAGAAGUUUGAUGUAAGUCCUGUGAAGAUAAAUCAGAUUAGCUUGGAUGAAAGUGGAGAGCACAUGGGCGUGUGUUCAGAGGAUGGCAAGGUGCAGGUAUUUGGACUGUAUUCUGGAGAAGAAUUUCAUGAGACUUUUGACUGUCCAAUUAAAAUUAUUGCUGUGCACCCACAUUUCGUGAGAUCCAGUUGCAAGCAGUUUGUGACCGGAGGGAAGAAGCUGCUGCUGUUUGAACGGUCGUGGAUGAACAGAUGGAAGUCCGUUGUUCUGCAUGAAGGGGAAGGGAACAUAAGGAGUGUGAAGUGGAGAGGCCAUCUGAUUGCUUGGGCCAAUAAUAUGGGUGUGAAGAUUUUUGACAUCAUCUCAAAGCAAAGAAUCACCAAUGUGCCCCGGGAUGAUAUAAGUCUUCGCCCAGACAUGUAUCCCUGCAGCCUCUGCUGGAAGGACAAUGUGACACUGAUUAUUGGCUGGGGGACUUCUGUCAAGAUAUGCUCAGUGAAGGAACGGCAUGCCAGUGAAAUGAGGGAUUUGCCAAGUCGAUAUGUUGAAAUAGUGUCUCAGUUUGAAACUGAAUUCUACGUCAGUGGACUUGCACCUCUCUGUGAUCAGCUUGUUGUACUUUCCUAUGUAAAGGAGAUUUCAGAAAAAACGGAAAGAGAAUACUGUGCCAGGCCUAGACUGGACAUCAUCCAGCCACUUUCUGAGACUUGCGAAGAGAUCUCUUCUGAUGCUUUGACAGUCAGAGGCUUUCAGGAGAAUGAAUGUAGAGAUUAUCAUUUAGAGUACUCUGAAGGGGAAUCACUUUUUUACAUCGUGAGUCCAAGAGAUGUUGUAGUGGCCAAGGAACGAGACCAAGAUGAUCACAUUGACUGGCUCCUUGAAAAGAAGAAAUAUGAAGAAGCAUUGAUGGCAGCUGAAAUUAGUCAAAAAAAUAUUAAAAGACAUAAGAUUCUGGAUAUUGGCUUGGCAUAUAUAAAUCACCUGGUGGAGAGAGGCGACUAUGACAUAGCAGCGCGCAAAUGCCAGAAAAUUCUUGGGAAAAAUGCAGCACUCUGGGAAUAUGAAGUUUAUAAAUUUAAAGAAAUUGGACAGCUUAAGGCUAUUAGUCCUUAUUUGCCAAGAGGUGAUCCAGUUCUGAAACCACUUAUCUAUGAAAUGAUCUUACAUGAAUUUUUGGAGAGUGAUUAUGAGGGUUUUGCCACUUUGAUCCGAGAAUGGCCUGGAGAUCUGUAUAACAAUUCAGUCAUAGUUCAAGCAGUUCGGGAUCAUCUGAAGAAAGAUAGUCAGAACAAGACUUUACUUAAAACCCUGGCAGAAUUGUACACCUAUGACAAGAACUAUGGCAAUGCUCUGGAAAUAUACUUAACAUUAAGACAUAAAGACGUUUUUCAGUUGAUCCACAAGCAUAAUCUUUUCAGUUCUAUCAAGGAUAAAAUUGUUUUAUUAAUGGAUUUUGAUUCAGAGAAAGCUGUUGACAUGCUUUUGGACAAUGAAGAUAAAAUUUCAAUUAAAAAGGUCGUGGAAGAAUUGGAAGACAGACCAGAGCUGCAGCAUGUGUAUUUGCAUAAGCUUUUCAAGAGAGACCACCAUAAGGGGCAGCGUUACCAUGAAAAACAGAUCAGUCUUUAUGCUGAAUAUGAUCGACCAAACUUACUUCCCUUUCUCCGAGACAGUACCCAUUGCCCACUUGAAAAGGCUCUUGAGAUCUGUCAACAGAGAAACUUUGUAGAAGAGACGGUCUAUCUUCUGAGCCGAAUGGGUAAUAGCCGAAGUGCCCUGAAGAUGAUUAUGGAGGAAUUACAUGAUGUUGAUAAAGCAAUCGAAUUUGCCAAGGAACAAGAUGAUGGAGAGCUGUGGGAAGAUUUGAUUUUAUAUUCCAUCGACAAACCACCAUUUAUUACUGGCUUAUUAAACAACAUUGGCACACAUGUUGACCCAAUUCUACUGAUUCACCGUAUUAAGGAAGGAAUGGAGAUUCCCAAUUUGAGAGAUUCCUUGGUUAAAAUUCUGCAAGACUACAAUUUGCAAAUUCUGCUUCGUGAAGGCUGCAAGAAGAUUCUCGUAGCUGACUCUUUGUCCUUACUGAAGAAAAUGCACCGAACUCAAAUGAAAGGUGUUCUUGUUGAUGAGGAGAACAUCUGUGAGUCGUGCCUUUCCCCUAUUCUUCCAUCAGAUGCAGCUAAGCCCUUCAGCGUGGUGGUCUUCCAUUGCCGGCACAUGUUCCACAAGGAGUGCCUGCCCAUGCCCAGCAUGAACUCUGCUGCACAGUUCUGCAACAUCUGCAGUGCUAAGAACCGUGGACCAGGAAGUGCAAUUUUGGAGAUGAAAAAAUAGCUCAUUUCUGCUUGUCAGUCUCCUCGUCACCACUCUUUUUGAGACUGUUUUUGCAACAACGAAAGCAUUUGUUGACACUCGUGCUGUUAAGAGAUUUGUUUAUGUUUAUAUUAUGCUCAGAAACAGUUUCUUCAUCUAUUCCUGUACUAAUGGUUUCUCUUUGCAGUUGACAGAGAAUUUGGGGCUCUCUUCAUGCCUUGAAAUUUUGGGGUCCAUAGUCCAUAUUUUGUUAUUUAUUUGUUUGGCUCAUUCUUUAUAUAGUAAUGGAAACAUAAGUCUAGGAGUUAGAAAUGAAUUUUUUAGACCUUAGUAAAACCAUUUAACCAUAAAGUGGACUACUGAGAAUUCUCCCAGCUGCCUGAAAGUGUCGCCAACUGUGGUUAUCCUGCAAGCUACUACCUGCAACCUGGAUCUUGUUUCCAUGUGCUCUGCUGGCUACCAUUCUUGCAUUCUGGGUUUGACUUUUUUCUAUGUCAUCAUCUAUGGUUAUCCUCUAAAUAGGCAUUUAAUGAAACAUUGUACAAAUUGUCACUCAUUUGGUGACAUCUGGGAAUAACAUUAGCAGGCUGAUGUCCUCCACCAUUAUGUUUACUAAUCACAUGUUCUGUGUGCUCUGACGACUGGCAGAUUAUCCGGCCAUGGCAGACACUCAGCAUUUGUUGAUUGAAUAAAUGUUAGCUCUUCUCAUUGUGAA